Molecule: messenger RNA, 894 nt
Organism: Cladocopium goreaui
Lineage: Eukaryota; Dinophyceae; Suessiales; Symbiodiniaceae
Source: the annotation of a GenBank genome assembly
AUGGGUGGGCCAGUGACAUUGGUGAGUGGGCGGCAUCGAAGGUUAACCAUCAUCGAGUGCCCACAGGAGAUGUCCGCCAUGUUGGAUUUGGCCAAGAUUGCUGAUUUGGUGUUGCUUCUCAUAGACGCAUCCUACGGUUUUGAGCUUGAAACCUUCGAGUUCAUCAACAUUUUGCAAGUGCAUGGGUUUCCUCGUGUCAUCGGCGUUCUUACACAUUUGGAUUCGUUCAAAGAGAACAAGCAGCUCAGGAAGGUCAAAAAGACGAUGAAACAUCGCUUUUGGGCUGAACUGUACGAUGGCGCGAAGCUCUUCUACUUGAGUGGAUUGCAGUACGGGCGUUAUCACAGGCUGGAGAUCCAGAAUCUGGCUCGCUUUAUUGCUGUGCAGAAGGCCCCCAUUUUGUCGUGGCGCCAGAGUCAUCCCUACAUCCUGGCGCUGCGCUGGGAAGACCAGACGGACCCCACCUUGGCGGAGACGGCGCCCAGGAGAGUUGAUUUGUACGGCUAUGUCUAUGGAGGAAGAUUGCGAGAAGGACUCGAAGUGCACCUUCCUGGUGUAGGAGACUUCAACGUAGCGGGCAUCAAGAAACUAUCUGAUCCGUGUCCCCCUCCCAUGGAGACGGAAGCUGAGCGGAGAAAGGCAGCUGCGCGAAAGCCGGAUGAGAAGCCGAAGACGAAGAAUGCACUUCGCACCUUGGCAGAGCGUCAUCGUGUGGUUUAUGCUCCCGGCUCGGACAUCGGCAGCAUCACGGUGGAUUCGGAGGCGGGAGACCCAGUGGACCUGUGGCUUUGUGCACAAGCUGUGGAUACCCCCAAAAAAGCGCUUUUAAUUGGGAGGAAAUGGAUCAAUCAUGAGAUUUUGGGUAAUGGUUGUGUCUUCAGACAAACCAAAUGA